AUGGGCUUCAAGUUAAGUCCGCAAAAUAAUGCAAUGAUCAAGGUCACUCAAUCACACACACUACACGCAACGCAAUGCAUACGUGAGGACCAGACGAGGCGACGCAGCACCCGAUCCAAACCCAAACCUUCGCUCAUCCAUCUUCCACCAAUGCUAAGAGAGGAAACGGUGGGUUCCAGAAGUGCCAGGCACACCGCCGCCUCCGCCACCGUCUCCAACAAGGUUCUCGUCGCCGUCAAGGCGGAGAAGGUGAUCUCCAACACCGCAUUAGCCUGGGCUCUCACUCAUGUCGUUCACUCCAGCGACUCCAUCACGCUCCUUGCCGUUUACUCUGCUCAAAAAACCGGCAGAAGAUUCUGGCAUUUUUCGAGAAUUGCUGGAGACUGUACGACCGGACCGGCGGCGAAGUUGCCGGAGCGAAUUUCAGAUAUCUCCGAGUCUUGUGCGCAGAUGGUGCUUCAGUUGCACAAUCAAGUUGAGGUAAGGGUAAAGAUUAAGGUGGUCACGGGUACUCCCAGUGGUGCUGUGGCGGCCGAGGCCAGAUGGAGCGGUUCCCAUUGGGUCAUACUGGACAAGAAAUUAAAGCAAGAGGUAAAUCAUUGCAUGGAUGAACUCAACUGUAGCAUUGUGGUGAUGAAUGGGUCACAGGCAAAAAUCCUCAGACUUAACUUAGGGUGUUCCGAUGAACUCCAAACCCCUUUUUUCUCGGCUACUUCUUCACCAGGCAUAGAAAUUGCAAAGCUAAAAGGCGGAAGAUUGAUGCAUUCUACCCCAGUGGGUAGCCCUGAAGAAGCAGGUACUUCUGUUAUAAGAAAUAUAGGAGUAAAUUCAGGGUCAAGUUCGGACUCGAUGACUUCUCCUUUCCUUGUCUAUGAACAAAACCCUCUGUACGAGGGUCAGGGCCCAGGAAAAAACAUACACAAAGCAAUCAACGAACAGAUAGAUUUCAAUGUCCAGCCACCAUUAUACUUUGACAUUGAAAGAGAUCGCCCUCCCCCGCUAUGGCCGCGUCCAACAGCAUCCGUGGCUAGUGAAAACAAGACUGUAUUUUGGAUUCCUCAAAACCACAUUGUAGACGAGAAGUUUCAGAAAACUAAAAACAACAGUACUAUCCAAAGAACUAAAUCUCCAUCUUCGAAAACUUUACUUGAGAAUUUUAAGCGUUGUGAUCAAGAGAUGAGAAGAAAUGAAUACGGGUUUGACCAAGCUCAAAGUAGAAGAUACGACACGGGCAACAGAGAUAAUUCCAUACCUUUGGGCAGAACUACCUCAAUACCUCCUCCCUUGUGCUCACAGUGUCAGAAUAAAGCACCAGUAUUUGGAAAGCCUCCAAAACGGUUUUCUUACAAAGAGCUAGAGGAAGCUACUGAUAUGUUCUCAGAUGUGAAUUUUUUGGCUGAAGGUGGAUUCGGUGUGGUCCACAAGGGAAUCCUCAAAGAUGGUCAGGUUGUUGCGGUGAAACAGUUAAAGUGUGGGGGUUCUCAAGCAGAUAUUGACUUCUGCAGGGAAGUUCGGGUUUUGAGCUGUGCACAACACAGAAAUGUUGUGCUGUUGAUAGGGUUUUGUACAGAGAGCAAUUUGAGGAUAUUAGUUUAUGAGUACAUAUGCAACGGAUCCUUAGACCUCUACUUAUAUGGAGAUGAGAGUAUGCCUCUCGAUUGGAACUCACGCUUAAAGAUUGCAAUUGGAACUGCACGAGGCUUGCGCUACCUUCAUGAAGACUGUAGAGUUGGUUGUAUAGUGCACAGAGACUUUCGACCCAAAAAUAUCCUCUUAACCCAUGACUUUGAACCUCUGGUGGCGGAUUUUGGGCUUGCUAGAUGGUACUCAGAAUGGAAUAUAGAUACAGAAGAUCGAGUUCUAGGAACUUCAGGGUAUCUUGCACCGGAGUAUCUUGACGCCGGAAAUCUUACAUAUAAAGUAGAUGUAUAUGCAUUUGGAAUUGUAUUACUAGAGUUAAUAACAGGUAGAAGAAUUAGCGAGUUGGAACAGUUCAACGGAUUCUCGUAUCUUCCUGAAUGGAUUCACCCUCUACGCAUGUUAGAGCCCAGUCAUAUCUUACAAAACGUCAGUUCUCCCAAACCAUUGGAAUUUAAUCUUCAAUGGCAAGCUAUGGCUCGAGCUGCUUCGUUGUGUCUCCGUGUGGAUCCCGAUGCCAGACCCCCAAUGUCAAAGAUCCUGAGAGUGCUGGAAGGGGGUGAUCCAGUUCGUCCUAUGGGUUUAGACAUAAACUCAAUUGGUAACACAAGUGGGCAUUUAAGCGGUUUGAAGUCGCUCACUCCACCAGAAGCUACGAUAACUCAUUCUCGUACACUAUCACAUUGAUCAUUCCCUCCGCUCUUGGACCUUUCGUACGCUUAUUCAAACUUUCAGAUAUGCAAAGCACUUGUAGGUAACAACUAGGAAAGAAAUCAUUAUCUUAGCCUUCUCAUUCAUAAAUAGAUUUCUAAUUUGGCUGGUGUUUCUGGAGCCCUGUACUUCUGACUGGCCAUAUGCUUAAUAGCAAAAAUUUCAUUUCUCGUUAUUCUAUUUUCUCUUGCAUCGGCCAAUCCCCAAAUUGUUUGUACAACCUCAGGCUCUCUAUAAUAACUGUCAAUUUCAAUA
Messenger RNA from Vigna angularis (adzuki bean), 2604 nucleotides. RefSeq lists its product as uncharacterized. Lineage: Eukaryota; Viridiplantae; Streptophyta; Magnoliopsida; Fabales; Fabaceae. The transcript has 8 exons. Gene Ontology annotation, molecular function: protein kinase activity; ATP binding. The record is from RefSeq and is a predicted model, not a curated record. Gene Ontology annotation, biological process: protein phosphorylation. Bases 1 to 2325 code for a protein of 774 amino acids.